Molecule: messenger RNA, 4084 nt
Organism: Megalops cyprinoides (Indo-Pacific tarpon)
Lineage: Eukaryota; Metazoa; Chordata; Actinopteri; Elopiformes; Megalopidae
Product: immunoglobulin superfamily member 22-like
Exons: 22
Coding region: 5-3919 (1304 amino acids)
Molecular function (GO): protein binding
Source: RefSeq, a predicted model, not a curated record
CACCAUGAGCUCCACGAAGCUGCGCAAGGUGUCCCAGACCUCAAAGAUUGUGGAGGAGCAGUCAGUGCAGCGUAAGAUCUCAGCGGUAGUGGAGUCUUUCAGCCAGGUGCAGAAGUCUUUUGAGAUCCCACCAGGAGAAAGUGUCCCGGAUUUUGAAGAGAAGCCACGCCCCAUCACGGCCCAAGAGGGGGACAAGGCCUCCUUCAAGGUGAAGGUGUCAGGGAACCCCAAACCCUCAGUGACAUGGAAGAGAGAGAGCGGGAAGCCAAUGACAGAGGGGGUUCAGACCUUCUUUGACAGCAUCAACAAGCAGCAUGUUCUUAAGAUCAAAGCUCUUACCAUGGAAGACGCUGAUGUUUACAAGUGCAUUGUCUCCAAUGAUCAUGGAGAUGCAAUCUACUCUAUGUCGCUCAUUGUCACAGAAAAUCCAGCAAUGGACUUCAAGAAGAUGCUGAAGAAAAGGAGUGUCCCAGCAGUCAAGAAGGAGGAGAAGAGGCCGAUCACAGAGGAGGAGAUGCUAAAGAUCUUGUCUGGGGCCGACAAAAAGGACUAUGAGCGCAUCUGCGCCGAGCACGGCUUCACGGACUUCAGAGGAAUUCUGAAGAAGCUGAAGGAGAUGAAGAAGAAAGUGGAUGUGGAGAUGGUAAAGGUUCUGAAGCCACUGGAAGAUGUCACGGAAAAGGCUGGUGCAAAUGUGGUUCUUGACACUAUUCUGGAGCUGAAGGACCCCAACAUGAAGAUGAUGUGGUUUAAGGGUACGGAGUUGCUGAGGAUCCAGUACUCCCUGGGGAAGUAUGAGCUCAAGCAGAUGGGAACGAAGUACAUGCUACAUAUCUCUAACGUGAGCCUGCAGGACUCUGGGACCUACACCCUCCAGGUUGGAGACAAGACUCUCUCUGCCAAGCUUACCGUCAUAGAUGAGCCGCUGAAGUUCCUGACAGAGCUCAAGCCAAUGCGUGUGACAGAGAGGCAGACGGCUGUCUUCGAGGUGCGCCUGUCCAAAAAGUCUGAUUUGCCUCUGGUGUGGAAGUUCAAGGGCAAGGAGGUGAAGAGAGAUGAGAAGUUUGACGUGACGGUGUCAGAAGAUGGGCUCACCUACACACUGAAGAUCAAGGAUGUGCGCCCCAGUGACACUGGCGACUACACCAUGAGCAUCGGGGACCUGACAGCCACCGCGCCGCUCUUCAUCGAAAGGAUCCCCAUCAAGUUUGUGAGCCACCUGAAGAAUGUGCGUGUGAAGGAGAAGGGCAAGGCCAGGCUGGAGUGUGAGAUGAGCUCCAAGGAUGUCCACAUCCGCUGGCUGAAAGACGGCAGGGAUAUCACCAAUAACCCCCGCUACACCUUCAUGCGAGAGGGCAAGCGAGCUGAGAUCAUCAUUGAUGACUGUGACCUGGCGGACAGCGGGGAGUAUGCCAUCGUCUGCACCCAGGACAGUGAUGCCAAUGAGUAUGUCAGCUCCUCCAACCUCACUGUAGACGAACGCUUCGCUACAGUGAAGAGUGGAAUGUCCGACGUGCAGUGUCCCACUGGCUCCGCCUCCGAGCUCUGUGUGGUCCUGAACGAUGAGAAGGUGGAUGGGGUGUGGCUGAAGGAUGGGAAAGAGGUGACAGACAUGAGUGGGAUACAGGUGGUGAAACAGGGAGCUGUGCACAAGCUGAUCUUCAGCAACGUGGGCGAGGAGCACGAGGGCAAGUACACCUUCAGGGCCAAGGGAGCUGAGAGUGAGGCAGUGCUGUCCAUCGCAGACCCGCCAACCAUUGACGCCACCAUGCUGGAGGUGCUGGCCUCACACCCGGUGACGGUGAAGGCGGGACAGACCGCCACCAUCAAGAUCCCCUUCAAGGGCAAGCCCCUGCCCAAGGUGACAUGGUACAAGGACGGCAUUGAGAUGACAGAGGAUGAGCGCACCACGGUGGAGCGGGAGGCGGACUCUACCACACUGGUGCUGAGCAAGUGCGUGCGUGAGGACAGCGGAGCCGUCAUGCUGCGCCUCAAGAGUGACUGCGGUACUGCCAUUGCCAACCUGCACCUCAACGUUGUGGACCACCCCAAGCCACCACAGGGCAAGGUGGAGUUCCUGGAGCGCACAGGCAAGUGCAUCACAAUGAAAUGGAAGGCACCACGUGACAACGGGGGCAAGCAGGUGACCAGUUUUGUCAUCGAGAGGCGUGUGGCUGGGAAGAAGUCCUGGAUCAAGGUUGGGGAGGUGGACAGCAGCACCACCAGCUUCAGCAACGAUAAGGUGGAGGAAGGCAAGGCCUACCAGUACCGCAUCCGUGCUGUCAACUCCCAGGGCACAAGCGAACCACUGGAAACUGAGGAGGUGUAUGCUGGAGAACCAAUUGAGCCCCCCAGCACAGUAUCUCAGCCCCAGAUUGCAGAUGUGACCAAGGAUGCGGUCACGGUCACCUGGGCCCCCCCUGCCCAAGAUGGCGGUGCACCAGUGCUGGGCUACAUCAUUGAGAGGAGGAAGAAGGGCAGCAGCAUGUGGGUCCCAGUCAACAAGGAGCUGGUCCAAGACACCAAGUUCACAGUGGACGGGCUGGUGGAGGAUGUGGAGUAUGAGUUCAGGGUCACUAGUGUGAACCGGGCGGGGCCUGGCGCUCCCAGCACUGCCUCAAACUCUGUCCUGGCAAAGGAUCCUAUCCGUGCCCCUGGGCUAGUGAAGGACCUGCAUGUGACUGACUCAUCCAACUCCUCCAUCUCGCUGGGGUGGUCCCCUCCAGAGCAAGGCGACGAACCCUCAGGGUACAUACUGGAGGUGCGCCCAGAUGACGCCAAGGAGUGGACAAAGUGCACCAAGAUACCCAUCACUGGCACCAGCUACACUGUGGGAGGCCUGCAGGAGCGCAUGAAGUACUUCUUCCGCAUCCGUGCUGUCAAUGAGGGUGGGGUUGGGGAGCCCAUCGAGUUGGACCAGGGGGUGCUAGCCAUGCCGCCCCCAGCUGCUCCAAAAUUCGAUCUCCAGGGCAAACUGAAGAACCAGAUGGUGCUGCGAGCAGGAAUGGCUCUGUGCAUCCAUGUCACCUUCACUGGAUCCCCUCCACCAGUGGUGACAUGGCUGAAGGAUGGAAUCCCCACCAAGGGGCGCGAGGCCAUCACCAAGGGCAACAAGCACUCCCAGUUCCUCAUUAGCUCCUGCCAGCGCUCGGACAGCGGAGUCUACCGUGUCCACCUCCGCAACGACUAUGGAGAGGUGCACUAUGACGUCAAUGUCCAUGUUGUGGAUUUCCCACGGUCCCCCAGGAAUCUGCAGCUGGUGGAGGAGGUGCCGGGGACUGUCACUCUGCACUGGCAGCACACCCCCGACUUGGCGGAUGACGAAAAUACUCACUACAUCAUCCUGAAGAGAGACACCAGCACAGCCACCUGGUUCACUGCUGCCGACCGUGUCUUCAGCAACAAGUACACUGUCACUGGCCUGCUGCCUGGACGCAAGUACUACUUCCGGGUCAUCGCCCGCAACAACAUUGGUGACAGCGACCCCCUGGACUCCAAGGAGCUGUUCUCCAUCGCCAAGGAGAAAGAGCAUGUGAGCUUGAACAUGAAGGAGUACAAGGCCAAGGAACGCUCCGUGAAGCCUGAAUUCAUCCUGCCCUUAAAGGACCACGCAGUCCGCCGUGGUUAUGACUGCACCAUGAGCUGCGCCUUCCUGGGCAACCCCCUGCCGCAGGUGUCUUGGUACAAAGGCGACGUCAAGAUCUCUGAGAGCCCGCGGUUCUGGCAGACCACUGCCAACGGGGUGUGCACCCUCACCAUCCCAGUCUGCAGCGCCAAGGACAGUGGGGACUACACCCUGGUCUUGGAGAAUACGCUGGGCAAGGCCCAGUGCAAGUGCAACCUGGUCAUAUUCGACAAGGAUGACAAGAGUCUUCUGGAAAGCCUGACGGAUGCCAGAAAAGGGAAGCACAUAAUGUGAGGAAAGAUAUGGUCAAAGGAAGACAGGGGGCGUUGUUGUUCCCGCCCCUUCCAACAGCCUAAUCCCUUAGUGUUCCCUUCAAAAAAGGUUCCAGUCUUCAGUGGUUCAGAUCUGAACUUCAUAUCCUUUCCCUCUCCCCAUUGUCAUACUGCAUCAUCAGGCAAG